Herpailurus yagouaroundi (jaguarundi) is the source of this 3991-nucleotide messenger RNA. RefSeq names its product ankyrin repeat domain 34C (gene ANKRD34C). The transcript is spliced from 3 exons. The record is from RefSeq and is a predicted model, not a curated record. Gene Ontology annotation, molecular function: protein binding. Bases 585 to 2168 code for a protein of 527 amino acids. NCBI's taxonomy places the organism in Eukaryota, Metazoa, Chordata, Mammalia, Carnivora, Felidae.
GCUGCGCAGGAGACCUGCAAACCGGAGCUGGGCGAGACCGUCGUCUUCCACGCCUCCUUCUUUCUCUUUAAAGAAACUGCCGAGUUCUCGCUUGAACUGGGAGAAGCGAGGGGUGACGCAGAGGCUUUACUGACGAACCUUGAAGUUCCGGGCAAGUCAUUCUACAGGACCCGCGAGGCCCGGCGUGAACCCAGCGCCCCGCGCGGGUCAGCCCGGCAGCGCCCUUCGGUAAGCGGCCCGAAGCCAAGCCGAGGGCCCCUGACUUUGCUUCUGGAGCAAUGACACUACCGGUGGCGUGCACUCAGGUGGCCUCGUUUGGUGAGCACCCCCAGCAGUAACCCGUGUUUCUGGUGGAUUCCCUCCCGGCCUUUCGGAUGCCCGCCUGGGAGAACAGUGCAUCCGCUAUCUACGAGGUGACCCAUGGGGUGUGAAUCGCUGCCCGAUGUCGGCGCUGCGGCAGUGACCCGGGGGGACACACGCCUUCCCUCGUGGGACGCAGGUGCCCGUGGGCAUGGAGCGGAGUUUCCUAAGCGGCAUUUGAGGUCUGGUCGCCGCGGCGGCUCGGAGGCGCGGAGGCCAGCGCGAUGGAGGAGGACACUGAACUGAGAACCGACGGAAACUCACUCUUAAAGGCUGUGUGGCUGGGGAGGCUCAGGCUGACCAGACUCCUCCUGGAAGGGGGCGCUUACAUCAACGAGAGCAAUGACAAAGGCGAGACGGCUCUCAUGGUGGCCUGCAUCACCAAGCACGUGGACCAGCAGAGCAUCAGCAAGUCCAAGAUGGUCAAGUACCUGCUGGACAACAGGGCGGACCCCAAUAUCCAGGACAAGUCUGGCAAGACGGCCCUCAUCCACGCCUGCAUCAGGAGGGCCGGAGGAGAGGUGGUCUCCCUGCUCCUGGAGAACGGCGCGGACCCCAGCCUCGAGGACCGCACGGGGGCUUCGGCUCUGGUUUACGCGAUACACGCGGAUGACAAAGACGCCCUGAGACAUCUCCUCGACGCCUGCAAAGCCAAAGGGAAGGAGGUGAUUAUCAUCACGACAGAUAAAUCAUCAGCGGGCGCCCAAACCGCCAAACAGUACCUUAACGUCCCUCCGUCACCCAAAGUGGAAGACAGACAGUCACCUCCACUGUGCGCGUCUCCCUCGGACGUCGAACUGAAGGCUCCGGGCCUGGGCGCUCCGCCCAGCGAGCGGGAGGACGACUUCUUCAGCGUCCAAACGGGGCAUCCGAGUGGUUGCCACACCGCCAAGGCUCUCAACGAGCCUGGGUCACCCACCAGGAAGGUUGGGAACCUCAAGAGAGCCCGCCUGCCCCAGCUGAAGAGGCUCCAGUCCGAACCCUGGGGCCUGAUUGCGCCGUCCGUGCUGGCUGCUAACAUGCGUCAGGACGACGCCCACGGCGCGGGCACAGACAGUGAGGUCAUCAAGAGCAUUAGCGACGUGUCCUUCCCCAAAAGGGGGCCGCUCUCCAGAGCCAGCAGUAUCGACGGCAAAGACCCCACCCUGUUCCCCACGUUCACAGAGCAGAUUCUGAAGAUCCCAGCCUCGCCGGCACCCGCAUCCUGGAAGGCCGCCUACAACGACAAGGGCCAGGCGUCCCACCCUCGUGUGGCCAGAAGAGGGACUCUCCCUGUGGAGCAGGAGAAGGCUGGAGUCAGUCCAUCAGUGUCCCGCAAGCGGCUGGAAAAUGACCCGUACGAUUUCGAUCUGCAGUCAGGGGCUGACCAGCUCAAUCCCGUCUCCCUGGAGUCGGGCAAAGGGCCCCUCGAGAGGAAGAGGCUGAACGGCUCCCACGUGGCUCUCUUCCAUGGCUCCCGCGAGUCCCUGGACGCGGUGCCCAGCACCUCCCCCAGCUCGGCGCGCCCCAGGCCACCGCCUCUUCUGGAAAGGCGAGGUUCUGGGACUCUGCUGCUGGACCGCAUCUCGCACGCCAGGCCCGGAUUCCUACCGCCUUUAAACGUAAAUCUGAACCCACCCAUCCCAGAUAUCAGGCCCGGCGGCAAACCUUCUUCUCCACUUGCCAGCGGCCUAAAAUCCAUGCUGCCCGUGGCUCCCAGCUCACCGAAGAGAGCUGACCCGAGGAGUCAAAAGAAACUACUCCGGAGGCACUCCAUGCAGGUCGAGCAUGUGAAACAGCUGUCUGGCUUUGAGGAGAUCAUGGCCUAGACACUUCCAGAGGGUCUCCACGUACCUGACGACAGGCACGAUAAUCCGGACCAACACAGCCGUGUGGGCCCUCUUCCUCCCGCCCGUCCCCCCGUGCUGCUGUGCGGCCCGCCUCACAGGGUAGGGAACAGGGCCCCGCUUCCCUUCUGAAAUGAUCGUGGGUUGUUACGGGUUUGCUUGAAAAGGGCUCAGGGUAAUUGGGUUCUGGGGGUGAGGUUACCGAAAAUAAAUGUCUCCGAAGCAAGAAAACCUUUGGGGUUUGAGAGUAACGCAGCUGGUACGGUGAUCUAGGCCCCUGACAUCAGUUCCUUUCCACCAGACAAACUAGAAUUUAGAUCCCAGGAUGGCAGUGAAAGCAUGCCCUUAGUACUAAAUCUAUAAAGUGCCUACAAAGGAAAUGAGGCUUUAGAAUUUGUCAUGUGUGCAAAAGCUCGAAACUGGCCCCCGAGAUCUGGCAAGCUGCAUGUUAUGUGUCAGCCCAAGGUGGAGAAGGGGGGACAGAGCCCCCAUCAGAAGCAUCAGAAGGCGGGGAAGGGGGGGAGGCCCCCCCCCCAUCACGGGGGCUCUGGCUGCCUGUCACCGGGUCAUGGGGCAGUGUCCUGCUCGGCACGGUCACGGUCUUCCCAGACCCCCGUAUCACACUGUGCUCACGUGCUCAUCUGGAUGUGCUAUGAGUCCCCAGAUACAACUACAUGUCCCCCAGAUUCCGAUGUGCCGUCGUCAUCGGUGCGUCGGACGUGAAAUCGGCCUCAUCCGCCUGCCCUGACACGAGCCGUGCCAAAAUCUUGGGAAAACACAGCCAGGGUCUGGUAAUUAAUUUGGAGGUCACUGUGAUACGGUUUCCAGAAUAGACCUGUCUCUUGCCUGUUCUUCUGAAAAGUCGGUGACACCCCCCCCCCCACCCACCCAAAGUCAGAACAAUACGUAGCGCUGGGCCGCGCACACGUGGAAAGCGCAAGUGCACGGUUCUCAGGCCGGAGAGAGUGGCGGGGAGUGGAUCGGGUGUUGUAGCCCGAAAACUUCCGGGGGUGCAGACUGGCGUCUCCCCUGCUCUUGUCCAGGUAACUCCAGAGAAAUCCGGUUUCUGCGAAUUAUCUGAAGGGUCCACACGGCGGGAGGUUUGUAGAGAUAACCCGGGUGACGCUUUCCAGCCGUUGCACAAACCCAGGAAGGGAAGCAGAGACUUAGCACGCUCGGUGUGACGGGGCCACGGUUCAGAUGACGGGCCUGGUCGUUUUCCUGUUCAUUUUUCCCUCCUGCUGCUCAGAUUCGUGUGCUCUGCGGUUGGAAGAAUGUGGUCCCUGGGGGUCGCCUCCCGCGGAGGAAGGAGUAGAGGCUCUGAGGUCUGGGUUUGCAACUCUGUUCCGGAAAUUUCCCAGCUUGGGGACUUCGGCUUUUCUAAGCCUCCACUCGGUUGUCUGCAAAACGGGCUGGCAGUGCUUCACCUGGAAAGGGCGUGGGGGCCGGUGCCAGAACGUGCCUGUCCCGCACCCGGGGUGAGGAGGGGCCGCCCAGUCUCCCGCACAUCUCCAGGCCUCUGAGGCUUCAGAAUCUACAAGUUAUACAUAAUAUCCCACACAGAACGCAGUAAAGUCCAGCUGAAAAGUCCAAGUGUCUCCUUGAGCUCCUCCGUGGUUCCGUAGUCCUGAGCCCCAAGUACACUCGUAAAGUCAAUUCUGCCACAUCCGCUUCUCAUACGAUAGCAUCUCUGUGACGACACUUGCUAGACCCUUACCGGGGCAUCCCGAACAAAAGUGCUGACGACGAACGAUGCUCACAGAUAAGCCGAGUGUUCAUUUUUUGAUGCUUCCUCCUGGGCGGGG